Messenger RNA from Spinacia oleracea (spinach), 585 nucleotides. Its product is annotated as protein ACCELERATED CELL DEATH 6-like. The record is from RefSeq and is a predicted model, not a curated record. The transcript is spliced from 2 exons. NCBI's taxonomy places the organism in Eukaryota, Viridiplantae, Streptophyta, Magnoliopsida, Caryophyllales, Amaranthaceae. Gene Ontology annotation, cellular component: plasma membrane. The coding region runs from base 1 to 585 and encodes 194 amino acids.
AUGUGCAAAAGAAUUGGACUUGACCCGAGGAUAAAAGCAACAUAUUUCAAAGAUAAGACAAAUUUGUUAGAAGUGCGUAACUCUUUAUUCAUAGUAGCGGCUUUAUUAGCAACCAUUUCGCUCACUGCUGGAUUCACACUCCCUGGUGGAUUCCAUCAAGAAACUGGAGCAGCAAUUUUAGGAAAGAAGCCAACUUUCCUAGUGUUUUUGGUAUCUGACGCGUUGGCUUUAUUUUUUUCAAUGUUGGUGUUGAUUUGUCUCACAUGGUCCAUGGUUUUCGAUGCCAGUAAAUCAUUGGUGAUGAUUGAUCGAAGUAUGGUGUUACUCCGUUUAGCACUUAACUUCACCUUAUUGGCGUUCAUGACUGGUGUAUAUGUUGUUAUAGCCCCAAAGUCAUUGUGGGCAGCUAUUCUAAUUAUUGUAAUCAUGAGUUCCCUCAUUGGAAUUUCCGUAAACAAGACUUUAUUGUAUAAUUUACUAGAGUAUGUAUACAAGUUCAUCCCUACUCUAAUUAAAAAGCACAGAGGUCGAAUCGAUGUGGAACAGGGCAUCCCUAAUGAACAAGAUCACUUUCAUGAUGCUUAG